This is a messenger RNA of Nematocida homosporus, 9921 nucleotides long. Its product is annotated as transformation/transcription domain-associated protein. Gene Ontology annotation, molecular function: transcription coregulator activity; protein binding. The record is from RefSeq and is a predicted model, not a curated record. Bases 1 to 9921 code for a protein of 3306 amino acids. Lineage: Eukaryota; Fungi; Microsporidia. Gene Ontology annotation, cellular component: NuA4 histone acetyltransferase complex; SAGA complex; nucleus. Gene Ontology annotation, biological process: DNA repair; regulation of DNA-templated transcription. The transcript has a single exon.
AUGAAGUUGAAAGACAUAAACAACCAAGAUUUAAGCCUAACUAAGCGAAUUGAGUUACUUCAUCGCAAAAGAACUACCGAAGAGUUCUUAGAAUUCAUUCAAACUAGUCAAAAUAUCACCACAGAAAUUCUACCCCUCGUUGAACAAGCCCUAACCCAUUCAGAUACACAAAUCCAUCAAUAUGCCCUAGCUAUCCUUAUCAGAGCUAGAUAUGCCCUUCUUCCUCCUUCUCUCAUUGAAAAAGUCAUUCAAGCCAUAGAUACAGGAUCCUUAGCCAGUGUCUCUUUAGGUUCUCGUGUCUUAAUUGAAGUAGCUAAGAAGGUUAAGUUCAGUAGUAGUCUAGUCGAAAGGACAGUCAGUGCUAUCCAUCGCUUCUUCCAAAGACUUAAUUCAGGUCUUUCCUCCCAAGCUCAACCCAAUGAAACUAGAAGAGCAGUUCUUCUUUCCUCUGAACCAGUCGUUCUUCUCCUUCUACUGACUCAAAGUAAUCGAGAUGACUUAAUUCCUCAUUGUAUUCCUCUCCUUCAUACCUUAAGAGCCUUCUCUUUAUUCUUUAUGCAAGCCUCAGUAGCUGCUCCUGUCUUUUUAAUCAAUGAGAGUAUUAAGUUACAGUGUUUAACAACCCAAACACAGAUAUCUUCUUUAUUUAUGGCCCUUAGUAAAUCAGAAGUAGCUGAGAUACAAAAUCUAGCGCAAUUUGUUCCAGAACUUACUAUCUUUUUACUAGGUGCUUGUCCUGAUGAAGCCGUUGGUAUCAAAAAAGAUAUCUAUCAUCAACUAAGUUUACUUAAAUCAGAGAAGAAGAAAGUCUUUGCUGCUUAUUCUGAGGUUAUCUUAAAGGAAGGGAUUCUGUUACGACCUAAGAAUCCGGUUUUGAAAUUACUAGGGUUAACCUUAUCUACUGAGUUUUUGAUUGUUUUUAGAGAUACAACGCAUCGGCACUUAUCUUUAAGUCUAUGUCGGGAAGCAGCUAGACUUUUAGCUGAAUCUAAUGAUCAUACGCUUUGUAAGUUAUGUGCUAAUGUUUUAGUCCAGAUUAAUGAUACUAUUAUUGGUGAUAAUGUAAGUAUAGGUGAGAAAGGGUUCUUUAUUAGGAUGAAUUAUCUAUCUUUUUCAACGGCUUUUCGUAGAUAUGCAUCUUUAGGCGUAUCGGAAGAGACAAAAAGUGUUUUAAGAUCUAUAAUUAGGGGGAUGAAGAAUACGAUGCACUACUUUUCCUUGUUUCAGAGUGUACCUUCUAAUGCGAUAGUCUUUUCUUUGAAGUGUUUUACACCGAUGGAAGUAGAAGACUUAUCAAGAUCUUUAGGAGAAGCUUUUAUUAUGUUUGCCUCAGCUGGUUUUGAUCUGGAAAAACGAUCGGAUAUUAUCUUAGUUUGUGAGUUUCUUUUGAUUUUCUUUUAUCUUGAUGCUGGUUUAUUCCAACGGGUUUUAGUAGAUAACGUAUCUAUUCUUUUUAAACUGACUCGUGAGAACAAGAACAUGUUCUCUAUUUGGCGGCAGUUUUUAGCUUAUGCCGGGGUAGCUCGUAAGUUUGCAGCUGUUUUACUUGAUGAACUUCUCUUACGUGUUCAUGAGUAUAAGGAUCGGGAGUUUAUUACAGCUGGGUUUAGAGAGGUUUUUGCUUCCUUAGCAGUUCAUACGGCUGAGAUAGAGAGUGUUAUAGCUACUAAUUUACAAAGGAUAUUCAAUCGGUGUUUAACAACUGAAUUAAGACUUAUUUAUACGUUAGAGAUAGUAAGAGAUCUUUUCCGAGCGGCUAGUAGGGAGAAAUUAGAUGCUUUACAUAAGGAAAUGGCUUUAGGUUUACCUGGAUUCUUAUCUAAAAUUGAAGAGAUAGCUAGAAUUUAUCCAGAAAGAUCAGAAAGUGUUGAAUUAGCCUUAACUGUACCGGUUAAGAUAUCAGUUUUACUUCCUUUUCUAGGACAAUUAUCAGGACCAUUAGUCCGAGCUUUAAAAAUGCAAAACAAUCUAUCUAAUCUAGCGAUGGAAACCUUAGAAACUUGUGUAGAUAAUCUUUCGGCUGAGUUUUUAAUGGCUUAUCUUGGGGAUAGUUUAGAUGCUUUAUUUGCCGCCUUAGUAGAUUUAGUCCAUCGGGAUGAGAGUUCAGUCAUGGCUAUUAAACUACUGGGUAAGUUAGCUGGGAAAGCUUCGGGAGCACCAGCCCCCGAAGCCGGUAAGUUAACUACUUCAGCCUACUUAAGACUGAGAAUUACCGGUCGAACGGAUACUUUUACUCUGCCAGCUGAUAAUUUACUAUCUACAGCCGCUCAAGUCUUAACUAGUGAUUCUUUAAUGGCUAAGGAAGCUGCCGUUAGUUUAGCUACUCAUUUCUUUGCUACGUUCUUUGCCUGGUCAGAAGUAUCUGAAGAUACGUUAAGUGGCUGGCUAGUAGCUUUACAAAGAGUUCAUGUCUCUGAUUUUGAAGAUCUUCAUGCCGAAGCAGCUGCUAAUGAAGUUCUACCAUUACAACAAGUCUUACCAGAAGAACCGGAUGCCGAUAUGGAAAUACCUGCUAAACUAGCUGCUUCUCUCUUUAUCUGUGCCGCUGCCACAAGUCCCGAGUCCAAAGACCAGCGCAAUGACUGGGUUAGCAUGGGGUUGGUUAAUAGUUUAUCUACUACUAGCAACUUAUCUCAAUUAUCUCAAUUAUCUCAAUCUAAUAACGUAUCUAAUGGCGUAUCUACUACUAUCUCAUCUAACAACAACUUAUCUCAAUCUAACUUAUCUCAAUCUACUACUAUCUCACCUAACAACUUAUCUCAAUCUACCGUAUCUAACAACUUAUCUCAAUCUAACAACAACAACAACUUAUCCCAAUCUACCUUAUCUAACAACUUAUCUCAAUCUAACCCAUCUUUAUCUAACAACAACAACAAUCUAUCUAACAACCCACCCCUAUCUACCUUAUCUACUAACAACAACCUACCUCAUUGUAAUAUCAAUUUAAGCCAAUCUGAAUCAGCUACUGCUGCUCAUGAACUACUUGAUAGUAUCUAUACCUUUUUAGCCGUUGUAAAAGUCUUAGAACUAGUUAACUACGAAGCUUUCCAGCACAGAAUUCGUGGUGAUACUUCUGUUCUCAUUGAUGAACUUGUUUUAGCCUUUGGUAAUGAUACAACUGAACAUAUAGCCCAAUCUGUCCUAUCUAAAAUGUACGAAGUAGUCUACCGUCUUUGUGGUUCUAAAGAGAAAGCAUCCCAAAUGACUCUCUUCUAUAAUAUUCUUCAUGCUUUCUGUACUGCUUGUUAUGCCCAUUCUGAUCGUCAGAAAUUAGCUGGUUUAAGAGGUCUUGUUUUUAUGUCUACUUCUUUAGAGAUAGGUCGGACUUGGCUUCUUUUUCAAGAAGUCAGGAUUGUUAAUGCUUUAUUUGCUUCUUUACUAGCCCAUCGACAGAGUCCAGCUGAAUCUGUUCGUGAAACUAUCUAUCAUAUUAUCAGAACAGCCCAUGAUCCAGCUACUGAAGUAGAACCAGCUCAAACUGAACACUUUUCUCAACUCAUUCUUUGCUUUGCCCAGGAACUUAAUCAUCCCCAAGCCCGAGUUAGACAUAUUUGCCGGGAAAGUCUUAAUUACUGUGCUGAACUGUACGGUUCUGACGUCACUACUUUUCUGCAACCUUUUAAGGAUAAGUUACUAGCUCAAGUACUAAGUAAGCCAUUAAGAGCUUUAGCUACUGGUGUACAGAUAGGUAAUAUGGAUGUAAUGACUUUCUUAUUUGGUUUACGACCACCUUUAGUCGAAACAGAUGAACGAAUUGAACGAUUUAUUGGUGAAGCCUUUAGGAUUGUUGCUUCUCCUCAUUCUAGUUUAGAGUUACGAGUAGCAGCUGUUCGUCUUUUUGUAGCUGCAGCAAUUGCUCCUGAUUUUAACGGAUCUUCUCAUUUAGCUAAGAUAUCACAAGUUCUUAUCAAAGGUCUUUUCUCAAGGGAAGUUGAAGUAGUUGAUAUUUGCCGGGAUGGUUUAAGACAAAUGCACAUCCAAGGGAGAGAAACUCCUGCUGAUAUUUUACAGACUUGGCUUAUGCCGGUUAUUAAUGCUUUUAGUCAGAAGAAAGCUACUCCCCAGAUUAUUUUAGGUCUAGCUCAUUUACAAGCUUUAGAUGUUCCUAUCUUUAAACCCGGUUUAGCUACUAGUCUACUGGAUAUGUUAGCUGCGGGGGGAGAAGUAAGUACGCCGGAAUGUAUUGAUGCAGUUUUUGAAAUGUUAGCUCGUACUGAUCUUUCUGAUGAAGAUGAGUUUAUCAGUACAGCGGCUGAUCUUUAUGUUAAGUUGUUUAAAAACGGUCAAAGUCGUGAGAUUAGUCGGGGUUUCCGAGUCUUUGCUGAAACUAGACCUAGUACGGCGGUGGCUCUUUUCCGGAUGGCUUUAGAUGAUGAUACGGCUUAUUUUGUACUGGUUUUAGUCUUAGAGGCUAGUCAGGUAGUUAGAGAUAGUGCUUCUUUUAUCUUAUCUAGUAAAUCUUCUUGGCGGCAGUAUGUGGCCUUUAGUGCGGCGGGUGGUCAGCCGAGUCGAGUGGAAGUAGAGAGAGUUUUAGGUUUAUGGCAAGAUGGGAUAGGAGAUAGUAGUUUUGGCCGGGUAGUUAAGCAGUGGGCGACUAGUUCAGCGGCUGGUUUAGCUUUGUUUUAUGGAGCGGAAGAGGAAAGAUCAGCUCCUAUUAUUCCGGAGAGUAUGAGUAGUUUUAAGUCUAUCUUGUUUUUCAAAGAAUUAGUUCAAAAUGGAGAGAUCUUUUCCUUAUCAGUUAAUGUGCAAAAAAGAUUACUUAAAACAUUUUCAAAAACAUUACCUAAUAAGGAAAUUUUAUGUAGAUCUGGAUCUGGAAUUUGGAUUAAUUUAGUAGCUAGUAUUAUUAUUGAGGAAGAAGUUAAUCCUUCUUCUGAACUGCUUAGUUUCUUACGUCAGGCUUUAGCUACUCCAGAAAUGGAACCGGCUGAUGCAGUUAAAAUAACGGCUUAUCUUCUUACUCAUGAACCUGAUCCGGAUCCAGAUACGUUCCUCUUGCUUAUUACUGCACAUCCAGAGUAUACAGAAGCAGCUGUUCGAGGGAUAGUAGCUCUACUGGAAAAGAAAGGAGUUCUACCCUUUAUGCAGAGUAUUACGGCAGCCUUAGAGGAUGAAACCCUUUACAAAACCCAUCUUUACAUUCUGUUUCCUGUCUUUGCCCGGGCUCCUCUUCUCUUUGUCCAUUCUGGGAUAGAACCGGGUGUUUGUGGGGCUGCUCUGCAACUGUUUGCUUCUGGUAGUACUAAGACGGCUAUUCUUUUGUUGCGGGCAGUGAUUGCCUGGUAUAAAGCCGGGUCAGUUUCAUCUCCAGCCGUAUCUGCUUUAGCUUCGGCUUAUGUAUCUUUCUUUAUUCAUGCCCGAUCGAGUGAUUUACCGGUAGAAUCAAUUGAAUCUUUACCUUUUGACCCACAACGGAUUGAAAUAAGUCCAGAACUAGUCCAUCCACCGGCUGUGGCUUCUCUUUACAUGGCAGUAGCCCCAACAUCUCCAGGUUUAGCUGAAGCCCUAAGACCGGCCUUAAGAGCUUGUUUUACAGGGGAAGAUAGACUUCCAGAGAUGGAAAAGGUUCUACCUUACAUAUCUGCAGCUGAUCCUACUAUUCUAACUGAGUUAUUCAAAGGUCUUUCUGAGAAGUCAGCUCCACCUCGUGUGGUUGUCGCUGCCGCUGCUCUAAUAGGUACAGAAGCAGCAGUUGAGAAGGCUUUACUUGUUCUAGAGGAAGCUCUUAAAUCAGAGAAUGCUGAUGCCUUAGCUGAUAUUCUACCUCAGACUUUAAAACUAGCUAUCUCUAUUCCCAGUACUUUACCAUUACUAGCCCAAAUGUUAUCUAGACAUCCUAUUCUCUUCCGACAUCCAGAAACAGCCGAAUGUGUAGUAGCUGUAGUCCAAAGUACCUCAGUAACACCAGCUAUGAAGCAAACUUUACUACUAGCUAUGACAGCAGAAGAAGUACAAGAGAUAAGAUUAGGACUAGUCCAUUCAGUCUAUGCAGAAGCAGUUGGUCGAACAGAAGUAUCAAGUGGAUUUCAACCAUUAUUCGUACGCGGUUUAUCCUCUAGUUCAGAUAAGAUUAGAUCUGAUUUCUUUAGAUUAUUUGAUGAAGGAGUUUCAGGCCAUCCAGGUGAACGUUUACUUUAUCUUUGUGCUUUUGAAUGGGAAUUAUUCCCAGAAGGUCGUUGGGUACCUGCUUUUACCCGUAUGUUAUUAGCUCUAGCUCAAAUUCAAGGUCUAGCCGUUAGUCAGUUCUGGUCCCAGGACGGUUUACGCCUCAGUUCCCACUCCACUCCAGCUACUUCAGCUAUCUUAUCUAAUAACGCAAAUCUAUCUACUAAUACGAUAUCUAAUAACGUAAACCUAUCUAAUAACGUAAGCCAAUCUAGUAACAACUUAAGCCUAUCUAAUAACGUAAGUCUAUCUAAUAACGUAAGUCUAUCUACUAAUCUAUCUAGUAAUACGAUAUCUACUAAUAACCCAAGCCUAUCUACCAACCCAAAUCUAUCUAAUAACGUAACCAAAAACUUAUCUAAUCAAUUUACUAGUCGUAAUUCUACUGAAAUAACUCUUAUUCUUAGUCCUCUAGUUACUUUACUUCAAAAACAAACUAACUUAUCUAAACGUACUCUAAAAAGUGCUGUAGCUACUCUUCUUUAUACUUCUGAUUCUUCUUCUGCUCUUUUCUUACGCCAAAUCUUAUCUGCUAUUCUUCCCUUCCUUCCUGAUAAGACUAAAACAGCCGUACAUACUCGGGCUGAAAGUAUGCUUGUCCGUUUAGCUGCUGCUGGUACACCUAGACUUGCCUUAGCUGCUGAACCUAUUAUUCUUGGCUUACGUCUUCUCUGCCAGUCUAAACCAACUGAAUGCCAACUCUUCCAGGCCGCUAAAGCAACCGGUGCCUGGACUGCAGCCGCUGAUGUUCUUGAAGGCCGACCUGAAACUGCUUCUAUCUUCCAUGAACUAGAAGAAAGAGACCUUCUUCUGGCCCAAUUACGUGUCUCAGCCCUCUACCCCGAAACAGUUAAAGCUCUUCUCCUCCAACAACUAGGACAACUUCGUGCCGCCCAAACUGAAUACGAAGAGAUCCAAGCUAAAGCCCAAUCAGGUAUUCUUCUCUUUAAUGAAGAAGAGUACCGUAUCUGGGAAGAACAAUGGAUCGAUUGUGCCGCUCAUUUACAACAAUGGGAUCUCUUAUCUGAGAUAGGUCUAGCUACAAAAAACAAAAGUCUAACGGCCAAAGCCAAAUGGUUUACUACUGAUUUCUCUAUUGAGUCCGAUAAAUUAGCUUUCCGUUCUGCCUUAGAUGAUUUACCUACCCCAGAACGUACUUUCUAUGAACUCUUUGUCGUCACUGAAAAGACUAAAGAGACAGAAGAACAUCUCUACCAUAUUGUUACAGCUACUUUAGAUGAAAUAUCAAGAUUUCCUCCUCUUUCCCCGCGGCAGUUAUCAGCCGUACGUAAGUUCCAGUUAGUCGUUGAGAUGAACGAGUCUUGGCAACUUAAUGAAUCAGAAGAUUUACGCCGGGACUUAACAGGUAUUCUACUAGUCUGGAAAGAAAGAGUUCCUUUGGGUUGGGCACCUUUAUCCGCUUGGGCUUCACUAGUCCGUUGGCGUACUCAUGUCUUUGCUUCUUUAGGUAAUGCCCGGGCUAAAGAGAAGUCUUUGCAGUACAGAGGAUACCAUGAAACUGCUCAUAUUCUUAAUCUCUUCUCCCGGGCUCUACGUAAACGUUCCGCCUAUCCAGCUGCUCUUACUAACCUAGAAAGUAUCUAUACUCUGCCUAAUAUUGAGAUCUCAGAUGCCUACAUGAAGUUAGAAGAACAUGCUAAGUGUUAUAUGGCUAUGGAUGAAGCAGCCGCUGGAAUAGAUUUACUAGGUAUGACUAACUUAAACUACUUCUCAGCUGCCCAGAAGAGUGGAGUCUUCUUAUUACGUGGCCAACUCCUGGAGAAGCGUGGGAGUACUGAAGAUGCCGCUAAAGUCUAUGCCCAGGCGGCCCAAGUCCAUCCGGCUAAUGCUAAAGUCUGGUACAGAUGGGGUGUUCUUUCUCAGGAGACGAACAAAACCAAUGCAGUUAAUGCCUUUAUGCAAGCAGCAGCUAUUUCUCCAGGUCCUAUUGCCCGUAAAGCUCUUAUCUCAGUAGUUGCCCUUAUGGAUGGUGGAGCAGCACCGGAAACAGAGAAAGUCUUUGAAAAUGCUGUCGGGGAAGUAGAUGUUUGGUGUUUUGUUCCUUUUGUACUACAGAUGGUAGCUGUUUUAUCUCGAACUGGCUCUUUAAUGGCCGUUUCAGCCCUUUCUCGGGUAGCUAAAGCUUAUCCUCAGGCUGUUUACUUCCCAGUCCGUAAUGCCCUGGAAGAUGAACGGAAAAGAGGGAUAGGCGAAGGACCAAUUGCUGAUUUAUGGACGUUUUUAAAGACAGGGUUUACUUUAAUGUGUAUUAAUAUUGAAGGGAUAGUUGAAUGUUUAGCCUUAAGACUAAGAUCUUCAGCUGAAGAAGAGUUUUACCGGUUGAUUUGUGCUUUGCUUUCGGAAGCCUUACAACAACUAUUUGGCAAGGAAGAUACCGAAGAAGGAUCCUUAUCUUUAGCUUUGAAAAAGAUAUCAGAAAUGAUAGGAAUGUCAUCAUUAGCCAGUAAGUAUAAGCGAAGUUUUGAUACAGAUUUUGCCGCAGCCUUAUCUCGACAGGGUACCAAUAUUGACAAGGGUAAUAUUAGCAGUAGUACUAAUAAUAAUCGCAUUCCUCUUUGGGAGAUUGCUCAGAUUCUCUUGCGGUGGCAGGGGGCUUUAGAAAGGGUUUUAGGAGCUAUGCCACGACGGAUUAGUUUAGAGACGAUUUCACGACGAAUGAUAGAUUUUGAUCAAAGAGCUGAAGAUAUAGAAAUGUUUGGCCAGUAUAUUGAUGUAACUGAUCGGGCUAGGACUAUGGCUAAAAUAUCUAGAUUUGAACCGGAGAUUAAGAUAGAGAGAAGAGCAGGAAUAAGUUUACGACGACUAGGAAUUAGAGUAGCUUCGGGUGAAAUUUACCGGAUAGCCUUACAGAUGCCGUCAGGGAAGAGUGUUAGACGAGAAGAAAGAUUUAUUCAGGCCUUAGCUCUAGUAAAUGCUAGUUUAGAAAGGUCAGUAGAAGUACGUAGUAGAGGAGGUCGAGCAGCUUUACGUAAGAUUAUCUCUUUAAACCAUCAGACAAGAGUAAUUCUGGAAGAGGAAAGAUCCGUAUCUUUAGCUGAGGUUUUAGAUGGGGCAAUGGGUUCAGGUCGAGUGCAGGAGUUCUUAUUUGAGUGUCGGAUGAGUAUUGGACAGGGUGGUGUAAUAUCUGAAAGUGAUCCUUUAGAUGCUGAAUCUCGAUUACGUAUGUUUGUUAAUAGUGCUGGAAUGAUUGGUGAUAAUUUAUUAGGAGAUGCCUUUAUGAAUGGGUUUGAGUCAGCGAGUGACUUCUUUUACUUCCGGAAACGGUUUGGGAUUUCACAUGGCGUACAUUGUUUAGUUGCUUAUCUAUUUGGGAUUGGAGCGCGUAUGCCGGCUCGGAUGCAUAUUGGUUGUGCGACGGGGGCGGUGAUGUCGGGGGACUUUUAUCCGUCUUUUUCGGAGAAGGCGGCUUUAGAGGAAGUUCCAUUUAGGUUGACGCCUAAUUUACAACGGUUGAUAGGUCGGGCUGGUUUGGAAGGUCCAUUUUUAUCAACAAUGUAUCAUUGUGCGGUGUUGUUAUCUAAAAAGGAGUAUUUAAUGAAGUAUAUGGAUGCCUUGGCUCGGGAGGAGGUAGGAGCUGAUCUAGCAGUACGGGCGAUGCGAAUUGCUAGGGGUAAGCUUAAGGAGUUAACUACGCCUGAGAAUGUUCCAGCUAAAGGUAUUAUUCGGCUGGUAGGUAAUGCUACUGCUCCGGAGCGGUUAUCAAUGAUGGAUCCACAAUGGCAUCCCUGGCUCUAA